CCUCAGCUCACAGUCAUCCUGACCGUUCAGCACACGACCCGUAACCGUUUGGCGGGGAAUCACUUCAUCGGCCGUCUUCAGGAUUUCCCAUUCGAAUAAUGGAUUACUGUGUUUAUUAGUCAGUCAGGUUGAUCUCCUGCCAUUCCAGAAGCAAUGACUUUUCAUCUAAAUCUACGAAAGCAAGGAUUUUACAGAAUCAGACCUAUACUUGCAUAUGGUAUCCAAGGUGAUCGUGAGGAAGAACUACAAUGCUUUAUUUAUCUACAGGAUUAUGGUUCUCAACCGAAAACCAAAGAUGACAUGAAACAACAGCCGUGGAGUUCAACUUUUGAUGUCUUUUCAGAUAAAGUGGAAAAAUUACAUAUUGAAAUUGCUCAAAAAUCUCGCCCACUGCUGGCAUCUCGAAUACUAACGGUAGAAGAUCUCAGUAAUUUAUGUCCAGAAGAAGAUUGUUUGUACACCAAAGAGCUGAGCUUAACUCCUAAAGGAAUUCUACGUUUCACUAUAAUAUAUUUCGAGGACGAAGAUGCUCUUCAGAAUAACUCUCAUCGGUUUAGCCAUCAUUUUAGAACCCUUGAGACUGGUUUUCACCAUCGUCGAGGUGCAGUAAAACUUCAGAAUGUUCAUGAGGCUAAAGGUCAUGCCUUUGUGGCCAAAUUUUUCCGACAACCGACCUUCUGUGCUUUCUGCAAAGAAUUUCUAUGGGGCUUCGGGAAACAAGGCUAUCAGUGUCUGGCUUGCCAAGUAGCUGUGCAUAAGAAAUGCCAUGAGAAGUUCUUGGGGAAAUGCACUGGCUCUACCUUAAAAUCUCAAGCAACACAAUAUCUCCGAGUGCAUUUCGAGAUAUCUAUUUGA
Argiope bruennichi is the source of this 855-nucleotide messenger RNA. Its product is annotated as protein kinase C theta type-like. Gene Ontology annotation, biological process: protein phosphorylation. The coding region runs from base 154 to 855 and encodes 233 amino acids. The record is from RefSeq and is a predicted model, not a curated record. Gene Ontology annotation, molecular function: protein serine/threonine kinase activity; ATP binding. Lineage: Eukaryota; Metazoa; Arthropoda; Arachnida; Araneae; Araneidae. The transcript is spliced from 9 exons.